AUGGUGCCGAGUAAUUUGUCAAACACUGCGUCGGUGAUGUCGUGUUGUGUCGUCGCUUUGGGGUAUCCUCUCCAGGGUGCAGGUCUGGGCAAGGAUGACGUGGAAGAUAAGCGUUUUCCCAUCCAGCAGGUCCCCCUCUCCAUAUUGUUGACGAUUUACUCGCUUAGGAAUCUAGGUGGUAUCAGAACAACAAGAGACCAACAUGCAAUAUCGACAGUGAUGGUCAAGACGGGCGCAGCGGCAGUGACUGUAGUGGCACUGGCACUGUUGGCGAUCCAGGAGAGCAGUGCCACGCCGCUUCCGGUCCGGGUGUCGGCGAAAGCGAGCUACAAGGAGAGGCUGGUGGCGGCGCGCGAGCUCCUUCGGGAAUCACCGCUCAUCGACGGACACAACGACCUGGCAUGGAACCUGCGCAUGUUCCUGCACAACAAACUCCACUCCUUCAACCUGUCAGCCGACCUCGCGCAGGAGAAACCCUGGAUGAAAUCUCCCUUCUCGCACACGGACCUGCCUCGUCUGCGCAGAGGUCAUGUGGCAGCACAGUUCUGGUCGGUGUACGUGCCGUGUGAGUCGCAAUAUCUGAACACCGUGCAGCUUCUGAUGGAACAGAUCGACGUCAUCAAGCGCAUGAUCGCCGCCAGCCCCGAGGAAACGACGCUGGUCACCUCCCCAGCAGGCAUCGAGGCUGAAUUUCACAACGGGCGUGUGGCGAGUCUCAUGGGCGUGGAAGGCGGCCACAGUUUAGCGAGCAGCAUGGGCGUUAUGAGGGCGCUGUACGAUCUGGGCGUCCGAUACAUUACCCUCACACACAAGUGCCAUACGCCAUGGGCUGAGUGUUCGGAGACGGGUGGACCGGCGGCGAACUCCCGAGGUCUCACACCCUAUGGCAAGCUUGCCCAAGCCUGUGCAGUUAGCUAG
Messenger RNA from Penaeus chinensis, 918 nucleotides. Its product is annotated as dipeptidase 1-like. Gene Ontology annotation, biological process: proteolysis. Gene Ontology annotation, molecular function: metallodipeptidase activity. The transcript is spliced from 9 exons. The coding region runs from base 1 to 918 and encodes 305 amino acids. The record is from RefSeq and is a predicted model, not a curated record. Lineage: Eukaryota; Metazoa; Arthropoda; Malacostraca; Decapoda; Penaeidae.